GCCUGGCGGCAGGUCGACCAGAGACUACUGCAGUGGCUCGGCUUGGGAUGAUCAUCUUAUACAGGCGGCUUAUCAUUACGUUCGUACUCCAAGUUUUCGUCUGAAGCUGCUGGAAGUUCAAAAAGUCCUCCGAAAGACACAUAUACUACAACGCCUGGUUCGUGACCCUGAUACCGGCGCCGAGAUUACUGGAACUGAAAGACCGAGCGUGGAAAGUGGCGGAUAGGUAAAUCCGGUGCAUCAAGUUACUGAUUAGAAACAAACAUAACAUACUCGCGAUUGCUUCGAAUCAGUGUGAAAUAACCUAGGAUUGUAUAUUAUAGAAUUACCUGCUAAACCCCCCCGGGGAAACCUGGUAGUAUCAGUUUGUUUGAGGUCAUUAUCAACCCGCUUUUGUAAAAUGCACGAUUCUGUCUGAAGCAAUCUGAGCUCUUAUCAUACUUUACCGCCCUUUCCAAUUCUGUUAGAUUUGCCAGCUUACAGAUUCACGUAUGGGAAUGGGUUGUGUGAUUCGUAUCCUAGCAGCAGAAUGUUUACGACGCAUCAAUAUAAACUAAAACGGUGGUAGAUAAAAGUGAAAACGCAUAUUCCUAGUCACUGAUAAUGGGAGGCAAAGGAAAAAAGAAGAAAUCAGGCAAAGAAGCUGGGGCAGGAGGAGAAAAGGCACGAAAUGGUGCCGCAAAGGAAGCGGCCAAACCGGACGAGGCAGAAGAGGAAGAUGAAGAGGCCAAACCCAAGAAGGGUAAGGCUAAGAAGGGCAAAGGAAAGGGUGGAAAGUCGUCCAAGUUCCAAGGCGACAUAUUCAACGAGGCGGCAAUGGAAAAUGCGUACUACAUCUGCCAUAACAUACAGGACGUCCUGAAAUCACGCGGAUUCGCUUGGCCAGAGGGACAAAAGAAAAAGAAAAAGGGGAAAAAGUAGAACCGCGAAUAAACAGACAAACGUUACGUUGUAUAAACCAUACUAUGUUUGAUUUUAUUAUGAAAAACAUGCUUUAAUGCAACAAAAAAAAAUGCUAGGCAGUAAGGCA
Molecule: messenger RNA, 1030 nt
Organism: Anopheles darlingi
Lineage: Eukaryota; Metazoa; Arthropoda; Insecta; Diptera; Culicidae
Product: small lysine-rich protein 1
Exons: 2
Coding region: 604-921 (105 amino acids)
Source: RefSeq, a predicted model, not a curated record